AUGCGAGUAAUACGGGAGAAGGUGUGUCGGAUCAUCCGUAAAAUGCCGAAUGCUUUUUUGGCCGAUUUCUCAUGGUGUAGUGAGAAGGACAAGUUUGAGGAGACCCAGAUGCCCAAAUCUUUUUUGGCAUCUAUCCUCAUGAUGUUUUCUGGUCCCUUUUCACCAUGCAUAACAAAGGCAUUCGCUGAAUCCCCUCCAAACGACACAUGGACGCACUUUUCAUCAUUCAGAGGAAGGUGCCAGUCCAACGACCACUGCUUGGCAGAGUCUACGUCCAUUUGGAGGGCACUGGCAUUGGAACUCCAGGAUUUCAAGUCCACUAUUAGUCAUUUAUUUAUGCGAAUCCUCGCGCUGGCGAGCAUACUGCUCCGCGCUGAGAACAUAAAGAGCAUUGCUACAUCCUUUUUUCACCUGUGCCUUUCAGGUGAACGACAGCCACUGGCCGACAAGAACAAAAGUGACCCGAGAAACUUGGGCAAUAGUCUCUAUCCUGUGUAUCAAUCCGUACUAUGGACCUUCUCCAUCUAUCUGGAAUCAGUCGCGAUCCUCCCACAGCUAUUCAUGAUCAGCAGUACUGGGCAGGCCGAAACGAUUACGGCACACUACCUUUUUGCCUUGGGAUCGUACCGGGCCAUGUAUUUGCUUAAUUGGAUCUAUCGUUACUACACAGAGGAUGUGUACGAUCUUAUUGCAAUCGUGGCGGGUUGUGUCCAGACCCUACUCUAUAUCGACUUCUUCUAUCUCUACGUUACGAAAGUCCUCAAGGGCAAGAGUCUUGUCCUUCCUGUUUAAUGCGUGGUGGUGAGCUGUUUGAGGCUGUAUCGUCCUACGCCCCCUCCUCUCCGAGUGCAUUUUUUGGCCUUUUCGGUUUAACUCGUGAUCAACCUUUCGCACCCUGGUUGCUUGUGUAGGUUCUUUUCGUGUCUUUUUAAUCUUUCUCUGUUCUCCCGAUCCGUGUCUCACUCGUGUGCAAUUUGUGAUCACUUUCCAUCAUAUCCUGACUUACUCGACAGAGUUGUUCCCUUGGUAACACGAACUCCUUCUACCACACUUGUGCCUUUAUUUGUUCAACUUACUCACCUGUAUUUGAGCUCUGGUUUCAUUCAGUAAAACUCACCUUAAAGCGUGA
Opisthorchis viverrini is the source of this 1129-nucleotide messenger RNA. RefSeq lists its product as hypothetical. Gene Ontology annotation, cellular component: membrane; cis-Golgi network; endoplasmic reticulum. Gene Ontology annotation, molecular function: ER lumen protein retrieval receptor activity. NCBI's taxonomy places the organism in Eukaryota, Metazoa, Platyhelminthes, Trematoda, Opisthorchiida, Opisthorchiidae. Gene Ontology annotation, biological process: protein retention in ER lumen; endoplasmic reticulum to Golgi vesicle-mediated transport. Bases 1 to 792 code for a protein of 263 amino acids. The record is from RefSeq and is a predicted model, not a curated record. The transcript has 4 exons.